Molecule: messenger RNA, 1775 nt
Organism: Cimex lectularius (bed bug)
Lineage: Eukaryota; Metazoa; Arthropoda; Insecta; Hemiptera; Cimicidae
Gene: Arp3
Product: actin-related protein 3
Exons: 8
Coding region: 192-1448 (418 amino acids)
Biological process (GO): Arp2/3 complex-mediated actin nucleation
Cellular component (GO): actin cortical patch; Arp2/3 protein complex
Molecular function (GO): actin filament binding
Source: RefSeq, a predicted model, not a curated record
UUUACCACCACCACCACCACCACUGCACGAUAGACUCUCGUUGUCUUACUCAUUUGAAAAUGAUUAAGACUCAGUUUUAAGGCGUGGACUUAGCCAUCUCAAGUUCCGGCGUAACGUUCUCGAACAUUUCUCAAAAUCCCGUUAAUCUUUUUUAACCGGCUUUUCGCCAAACUGGAUUUAAACCUGGAAAAAUGACUGGACGACUACCGGCUUGUGUUAUUGACGUGGGAACUGGGUACACAAAAUUAGGAUUUGCUGGAAACAAAGAGCCCCAGUUUAUAAUCCCAUCUGCCAUCGCAAUAAAGGAAAGUGCUAAAGUUGGCGAGCAGGCGAUCAGGCGAUUAACGAAAGGAGUGGAAGAUUUAGAUUUCUUCAUUGGAGAUGAAGCGUUCCAAGCUCAAGGAUAUGCAGUCAAAUAUCCAGUACGGCACGGUCUGGUGGAAGAUUGGGAUUUGAUGGAACGAUUUUUUGAACAUUGCAUAUUUAAAUAUCUUAGAGCUGAGCCAGAGGAUCAUUACUUUUUAUUGACUGAGCCCCCAUUGAACACUCCAGAAAAUCGGGAGUAUACAGCAGAAAUUAUGUUUGAGUCAUUCAACGUCCCAGGAUUGUACAUAGCAGUGCAAGCUGUACUUGCACUGGCUGCAUCAUGGGUUUCUCGUAAUUUAGAAGAAAGAACACUAACUGGGAUUGUCGUCGACAGCGGGGAUGGUGUCACUCAUGUUAUCCCAGUUGCUGAAGGCUACGUGAUCGGAAGUUGCAUUAAACACAUUCCGAUCGCUGGGAGAAACAUUACCUACUUCAUACAGUCUCUUUUGCGAGAAAGAGAAAUCGGCAUCCCUCCCGAACAGUCAAUGGAAACGGCGAAAGCCGUGAAAGAGCGGUAUUGUUACAUAUGUCCCGACAUAGCUAAAGAAUUCGCUAAAUACGAUCAGCAGCCUAGUAAGUGGAUAAGGAAUUUCCAAGGGAUCAAUGCCGUCACAAAAGAUCCCUUCGAUGUAGAAGUCGGAUAUGAAAGGUUCUUGGGUCCUGAAAUAUUUUUUCAUCCUGAGUUCUCAAACCCGGAUUUCACUACUCCAAUCUCCGAGAUUGUAGACACUGUGAUACAAAACUGCCCAAUAGAUGUAAGAAGACCUUUAUACAACAACAUCGUCCUAUCUGGAGGUUCGACAAUGUUUCGCGAUUUUGGAAGAAGGCUGCAGAGAGAUAUUAAAAGAGUGGUCGAUGCCAGGCUAAGCCUUUCGGAAAAGCUAUCGGGAAAUCACUUAAAGCCAAAGCCAAUAGACGUCCAGGUGGUAUCUCACCACAUGCAGAGGUAUGCUGUGUGGUUUGGCGGAAGCAUGUUUGCAUCAACGCCCGAGUUUUACCAAGUAUGCCACACAAAGGAAGAUUAUGAGGAAUACGGCCCUAGCAUUUGUCGCCAUAACCCUGUGUUUGGUACAAUGACAUAGGUUCAUACAAUACAGUAUAUUUUGAUAAUGCAUUAUUUAUCAGUGCAAUUUUUAUAUAAUUCAUUUUCAUCUCUAGAAAGAGCACAAAUACAAUAUUUAUUAUUAAAUGGAUAAAAAUGAACUUUUUACAAACUGUUUGGUUUAUCGAAUAUCAGUACUGAGCUCAUCUGAAUCAUUGUACUGAGAUUAAUUACAAAAAGAAAGUAAACAUGCUACCCAUAUUACAAAAUUUCUCAUCAAUUUUGCAUUAUAAAUCAAUUAUACAUUAUGUUAAACUGUAUAUAUUGUAUAAGAAGAACAUUUUUGCCAUUUUAAUAGUUUUAUUGU